Molecule: messenger RNA, 930 nt
Organism: Odontomachus brunneus
Lineage: Eukaryota; Metazoa; Arthropoda; Insecta; Hymenoptera; Formicidae
Exons: 1
Coding region: 144-530 (128 amino acids)
Source: RefSeq, a predicted model, not a curated record
AUUAACAAUCUGUUAUGGCCAUUAUAUUGUAUACGUGAUACGACGUCAUACUCGUAUAUAACGUGAAAAACAAUAAAGUUUGCGUGAAAAGGGAAAUCAUAGUGAGAGCGUGUUGUGUGUCAAACUGUUCUUCGAGAGGAAAUAUGCCAACUCACACAUUUCCGAAGGAUUUGGAACGCCGCAACAAAUGGUUUCAUAAUUUGCAUAUGAAACCUCCAUGCGAAGAAAGCGAAAUAAAAAAAUUGAGAGUAUGCUACAAGCACUUUUGUGAGGAUAAUUAUAGUGACUCAUCAUCAAGACGAAUAUUAUUGCAUUAUGCAAUUCCAUCUGUAAAUUUGCCACAUCAGGAAUUAAGCAGCCAAGAACAGCAUGAACAAAACAUUCCAAAAUCGCAUACAGAGCAAAAUAAAGAACAACAUGAAGACGCGGAAGCAUUAUCACACAAUGAAAGCAUUCUUUUACAACAAGAAAAACAGCAAAUAACAUUAAAUGAACAACAGGUCAAAUUACGACAAGGAAAUUGUACAUAAACAACAAGAGGAAAUUGAAAAUAUAAAAAAGAUGUUACAAAAGAGGCCAUAUGUUGCAAGACCAAAUCUUGAAGAAGUCACUCGUAAAAACUUAUUAAGUCCAAAAGAGAGGAAAUUAUAUGACAAAAUAGUUAAAAUGAGAAAAGAUAAAAGACGGCUAAAGAGACUGCUGAUGCAAGAAAGUAAAUAUAGAAAAAUCAAUAACACUGCAUACAAUUGAUUCCACAGGUAAUGCUGAUAAGCAUGAACAACAUGUGAGGCAGCAGUUCAUAAAUAUGAUUAUUAGAAACAAUGAUGUGGCACCACAGGUAAAUUUCCAAAUCCAAUAAAAGUUGACUAACAAUUCCAUAACAAUUUUUUGUAAUACACAUUUAUCUAUUUUGUAUAAAAAUAUUCAAUU